Messenger RNA from Neocloeon triangulifer, 1084 nucleotides. Its product is annotated as heat shock protein 27-like. The transcript has 3 exons. The record is from RefSeq and is a predicted model, not a curated record. Gene Ontology annotation, molecular function: protein folding chaperone. NCBI's taxonomy places the organism in Eukaryota, Metazoa, Arthropoda, Insecta, Ephemeroptera, Baetidae. Gene Ontology annotation, biological process: response to heat; protein refolding. The coding region runs from base 144 to 641 and encodes 165 amino acids.
CAAACAUUCAUCAGUCGCACAACGCAGUGCACGCAUUGUAAAGGAGCUCUCGGUCGAAGAACGCUUUUCUAAUUAUCAGUUUGCUUCGCGUUAUCACAACCGAAUUUGGAAUUUCUGAGAAAAACACAAACAUUCAAAACAAAAUGUCUGCCCUGAUGCUAUUCUUGAACGACGUGGUCAUCCCGUUGACCCAAGGGCUUGUGGAGGAAAGCGAGAAGCAGCAGAAGGAAAAGCCAACCGGCGCCGUGGAGCCCGUCGUCCGCAAGGACACACUCGUUGGCCCGCGCUCGCUGCUCGAAGGCGUCACCUACGAAGACAACGGCCUGAUGGUCAAGUUGGACGUCCGUCAGUUCAAGCCCGAGGAGAUCAGGGUGUCGACCGACGACGAGGGCACCCUGACCGUCGAGGGCAAGCACGAGGAGCAGGAGGACGAGCACGGAUUCAUCUCGAGACACUUCAUUCGGCGCUUCACACUGCCCAAGGACAUCGACAUGGACAGGUCUCAAGUUAGCCUGUCUGCCGAUGGACAACUCAAAAUCCACGCUCCUAAGAUCGACAAGCCUCUCGAAAGGGUGAUUCCAAUCAAGUUCACUAAUGCUCCAGCCCUGGCCUCCCAAAUGCGCCGAAAGGUCAUCAUGUAAUUAUUGUUUCUGGGAAAACAAUUUUUGUAUAAAAGACUGAUUACAUCUGACUGUUGGAGUUUAAACAAUUAGAACAAUUCUAAUUAAAAUUUUGUGCCAAGAUUAAUUUUCAUCUCAUGUUUAAUGUAAAAAAGUCCAUUUCUGGUUUACAUUUUUUUUUUCAACUUUUUACUCUUUUAGGCAGUUUAGAUACAUAAAAUUACAAAGCAUUUAAUUUUCGAUUUUUAGAACUAGUAAGAAUUGUAAUCUUAAGACUGUAUAACAACAUAAUUUGAUGUAACUCUAAAUACUAAUAAUGAUUAAAUUUAUCAGUAUCCUGGCGUCCGCCUUACUUAGGACAAAGGUAAAAUGAUAAUUAUCGAAGAUAUGGAUGUAUUUAUUUAGUCAUUAAUAAUUGUGACAUUGUGGACUGCGAAAAUUUCAAAAAUAAAAAGAAAAUUUGU